This is a messenger RNA of Amphibalanus amphitrite, 2386 nucleotides long. Its product is annotated as polyunsaturated fatty acid lipoxygenase ALOX15B-like. Gene Ontology annotation, biological process: lipid oxidation. The record is from RefSeq and is a predicted model, not a curated record. Gene Ontology annotation, molecular function: metal ion binding; oxidoreductase activity, acting on single donors with incorporation of molecular oxygen, incorporation of two atoms of oxygen. Bases 14 to 1366 code for a protein of 450 amino acids. The transcript is spliced from 6 exons. NCBI's taxonomy places the organism in Eukaryota, Metazoa, Arthropoda, Thecostraca, Balanomorpha, Balanidae.
UUGCUCACAGGGCAUGCUGCACUGGAAGAGCGACAAGUGGUUCGGCAUCCAGCGUCUCCAGGGAGUGAAUCCGGUGCUGAUCAAACUCUGCACCAAAAUACCCGACAAUCUAAACGUGGACGACACCAUGCUGCGGCCGUUCCUUGAGACACUCACCAUCGAGGAGGCCAUUCAGAGCCAGAAGCUUUUCCUGGUCGACCUCGGUAUUGUAGAAGGCGUACCGCCGGCCCCAGGAACUCAGCUGUGCGCGCCGAUGGGGCUCUUUUACCUGAACAAGAACAGCGAGCUGCUGCCGGUGGCUAUCCAGCUGUUCCAGCAUAAAGGCGGCGACAACCUGGUGUUCCUGCCGAGCGACCCGCCGAACUUGUGGCUGCUGGCCAAGAUGUUCUUCAAUAACGCCGAGGUGCAGCACCACGAGUCGCUGACGCACCUGGGCUUCACGCACUUGAUGAUGGAGGGCGUGGUCAUCUGCUCGCACCGCCACCUCUCCGUGUCGCACCCACUCUUCAGGCUGAUGGCGCCACACUUUUUGUUCCUCAUUUCCAUCAACGUGGUGGCGCUGCAGGACCUGAUCGCUCCUGGAAAGUGGGUAGAUCGCGUGAUGACGGUGCGCGCUUCUGGCCUGCAGGAGAUCGUCAAACGAGGUCUGCAGGACUGGAGGCUGGACAGGGACGGCGUCAUACCGCGUCAGGUAGCGGCCAGAGGCGUGGCCGACCCCUCGGUGCUGCCCUACUAUCCGUAUCGGGACGACGCCUGCGCUCUCUACUCUAUCAUCGAGCGCUACGUGCGGGCUGUGCUGGAGGCUGCCUACAGCCAGCCCGGAAGCCUGCAGGCUGACCACGAGCUGCAGCAGUGGCGCAAAGAGCUGACGAUGGCGCGCCAGCACGGCGGCGUGGGCAUGUGUGGAGUCGCCGGCGACAGCGAGCAAGGGUUCACCAGCGUCGACCAGGUGGUGGAAGUGGUCACCGCGCUGGUCUCCAUAUGCAGCCAGGGCCACGCCGCUGCCAACUUUGGCCAGUUCGAUGAGUACGGCUUCGUGCCCAACUACCCGCCUGUGCUGUACGGUCCCGUUCCGAGCAGCAAGGACGCCGUGCCCAGCGACAGAGACCUCCUCAACUAUCUGCCAGGCCGCUUCGCCACGCGCGAGAUCAUGGUCAUCACGAAGCUGCUUAGCUUCCGCGGCACCCGCGCGCUGGGCGACUUCGAGGUGCGCUACAUCUACGACCCGGUGGGCUCGGCCGCCGCCGACCGGCUGCGCGGCGAACUCCGCGAGCUGGCGCGCCAAAUCGACCGGCGCAACGCCACCGCCCAGUUCCCGUACAAGUGGCAGAGCCCCUCAGUGGUGCCUAACGCCAUCAGCGUGUAAAAGUGGCCGCCAGACGGCCCCCACCCCUGGGCCGUCGAGAGGCGCGGGCCGCCGCCACACACCGCUGUGAAUUGUGUCGUUCCGUCGCGAUUGCCACUGUUGGAUUAACCGGCUCGAGCGCGGGCGCGCGACAGACUCGUGCGCGCAGCACUGGGGCAAAGUGAGUGCGUGACUGCGUCUUGUUUACCACAGAGCGAAAUAAAGUUGCUAGCAUAAAAAAAUCAGCGUGUAAAAGCCGCGCAGCGAAGCAGGUGCCUAGCGCCCUGCACGCAAAAGGGCUCAUAGCUAGAAUGCUAUGCAGCACGGUGCCUUUCUAAAUGCCUUAAACUCUCGCUUGUUAGAGCAUCAAGUUGAACGCCAUUGACUGAGGGGAACGCUAUUUCGACUUUUAGUAUGACAAAUGAUACAUAUUUUGAAGAAAAAAAUCGCAGAUAAGUCCAUUCGAAAGCUCUUCGAAACUGUUUCGCAAAAGGGUUAGAUUUGACCCGAGAUCAACGGUUUGGUCUUCAGGGGCAAAACCGUCAAAACUAUCGUUUUUGUUGACAAUGUUGUAUUGCAAUGAUCUUUUUCCAUACUGCACUUGUGCGACACUGAUGUACCUAAUUGUAGUUGUCUAAUCUAGAUCAAGCUUCCUGUAGUGAAAAUACGCUAUUACCUAUAGGAAGAAGUGGCUAACCAAUUAUAUACCAAUAGAAAGAAAAUAUCUUGUAUCUUCUGCUUAUCUGAGGCCUUUUGGACCAAAAUACAUGCCUAGGUAGAUUGCAAUUUUAUCUAUUACUCCAAACUAAAAAAAAAAAACUACUCGAAAACCACCAUGAAAACGACUACAAUCGAGUAUGUAGAAAUGACUUUCUACAAUCAAUGUAGAAAGUCAAUCGAGCGAAAUUUUUAAGUUUACUUGGUAGGCAUGUACUAUGUAUGUAUGUUGUCGAUUCCACCCAACCAGGUAUUUUGGUGCAAGAGGCUUCUGCUAUGCGUAUGUAUUAUGUAUCGAUCGGACAAUACACAAUUAAAAUACUA